Gossypium arboreum is the source of this 943-nucleotide messenger RNA. Its product is annotated as protein TIC 20-v, chloroplastic. Lineage: Eukaryota; Viridiplantae; Streptophyta; Magnoliopsida; Malvales; Malvaceae. The transcript has 2 exons. Bases 161 to 673 code for a protein of 170 amino acids. The record is from RefSeq and is a predicted model, not a curated record.
AAAGAUAUUGACAAAUUAUCUAAUUUCUUUUUCCUUCUAAGUAGAUAUUCCUCUUCACCGAGACCUUACAAAUCCUUUCCUUUCUCUUUUCCUAUCUGGACUUUGCUUCUCCUAUUCUGCAACUUCUCCACUUUACAUCCAAAGACAACUUCAAAGCAAGAUGCUUUUAUUCAAUCCCGUCACUUCACUAUCAGUUCCUCUAACCUUAUCUCCAAAAACCCAUUACUCCCCUUCCCUUUCCUCUCUCAAAAACCACCCCUCUUUUCUCACCAACAAAAACCAUAACCCAACAAGAAGAAAGCUUCUGAUAGUGCAAGCUAAAGGUGAGGACUCAGCUGAUGGCCCUGACAGGUUGAUUUCAGCAAUAUGUUAUUUUUAUCCUUUCUUUGAUGGUAUACAGUAUGGGAAGUAUGUUAUAACACAGUUCACUCCCAUCCAAGUGCUGAUACAACCUCUUUUCCCAGCCAUUAAGGUUUUCAAAAGCUUCCCCUUGAAUGGGUUUUUAGUGUUUUUGACUUUGUACUUUGUGGUUGUUAGGAACCCCAAUUUUAGUAGGUAUGUCAGGUUCAACACUAUGCAGGCGAUUGUGCUUGAUGUUUUAUUGAUAUUCCCGGAUCUGUUGGAGAGGAGUUUCAAUCCAAAAGAAGUUGCCAAGGUUGCCUAUUGUCGCUGAAGCUGCUGAUAGACAGGUUCUUUGAUGCCAUUUAACCUAUUUGCUGUUCAGAUUGAGAUUUUUGUCCCCUAGUGUUGGGAAAUUUGGCAUAAUGAUUUGGUGCUUGUCCGGAAGAAGCAGAAGAAGAUAUAUACAAUUAUUCACUAUCGUUUCAUGUUUUGUUUGAAUCAGAAGAGUAAUUUGCUAAGGUUGUUUACUGGUUAGUUGAAUUGUAGAUUGUUAAAUUGGGCAUAUUAUUAAAUUAUGAUCAAAAUAUUUCAUUUUUAUCCA